Tachysurus vachellii is the source of this 2674-nucleotide messenger RNA. RefSeq names its product potassium channel tetramerization domain containing 5b (gene kctd5b). The transcript has 6 exons. Gene Ontology annotation, cellular component: Cul3-RING ubiquitin ligase complex; cytoplasm. Gene Ontology annotation, biological process: proteasome-mediated ubiquitin-dependent protein catabolic process; protein homooligomerization. The record is from RefSeq and is a predicted model, not a curated record. Bases 309 to 977 code for a protein of 222 amino acids. Gene Ontology annotation, molecular function: cullin family protein binding. NCBI's taxonomy places the organism in Eukaryota, Metazoa, Chordata, Actinopteri, Siluriformes, Bagridae.
AACUGUGUUUGUGUUUUCACUCGCUGUAGUUUGGGGAUCCGCGCGCGCGCGACAGCAGCCAUGCGCUCGUCUUAAGCACUGAGACGUGGACUUUUAGAGACAGUUUAAUGUGGAACCGGAAACGGCUUCUCAGGAUCGCCAGGAGAGUUGUUCUUCCCUCAUGUAACAUAGAUCGGAUCUGAUCGGACGGUCCGGUUUGUGCGCGCAGGGAAAGACUGUGUGUGUGUGUGUGUGUGUGUGUGUGUGUGUGUGUGUGUGUGUGUGAGAGAGAGAGAGAGAGAGACAGACAGACAGACAGACAGACAGAGAUGGACAUGGACGCGGAACCGGACGCGCGCGAGCGUGACACCGCCGUGGUCCCGGGUCCGGCCCAGCGCGCGUGCAAGCUCACCGGUUCGUCCCGAUGGGUCCGGCUCAACGUGGGGGGCACUUACUUUCUAACAACCACGCAAACUCUGUGCCGCGAGCCCAAGUCUUUCCUGUACCGGCUGUGCCAAGAAGAUCCUGAGCUCCGAUCUGACAAGGAUGAGGUGGGUGCAUAUUUGAUCGACAGAGAUCCAGUGUACUUCGGGCCCGUGCUGAACUACCUGAGACACGGCAAACUGGUCCUCAACAAAAAUCUGACAGAGGAAGGAGCUCUCGAAGAGGCGGAGUUCUACAACAUCGCAUCGUUAAUUAAAGUUAUCAAGGACAGGAUCAGAGAACGAGAUGCCAAAACUCUACACACUCCAGUGAAGCAUGUGUACAGGGUGUUGCAGUGUCAGGAGGAAGAACUCACUCAGAUGGUGUCCACCAUGUCAGAUGGAUGGAAGUUUGAGCAGCUGGUAAGCAUCGGCUCCUCCUAUAACUAUGGCAGCAAAGACCAAGCCGAGUUCCUAUGUGUUGUUUCCAAGGAACUUCAAAAACAGUCAUCCGGUAACACCAGCCAGCCGAGUGAGAAAGCCAAGAUACUCCAGGAGCGAGGCUCUCGGAUAUGAGGCUCUAAGAUAAAACGUGUUCAUCUUCAAACAUACACAAGUUUUAGUUUCUGAAACAUUUUCUCAGAGGAAAAUUGCCACCUGAUCAAGCCUGUAAAUGACUCUGUAAAUGCGUCUCGGUGACAGUAACGUCUUUGUUUUAGGAUCAUUUUAUCAUUCAGUAUUAGUUUUAUUAGAGCCGUGAAAAUUUCCAUCAAUAGAUCGUGAGUUGAUUUUGGUGCCUGGAACCAUAACUAUAAUGAGGUAAAUUCCGCCACUGCAGCUAAGAAGACCCGAGGAUAUGCUCCACUUUGAGAACCACUGAAUUAAGAGCAAGACUUGAAACAUCUUAGUAUAGUCAUGUUGAAAGUCUUAGAAGUGAAAAUGUCUGACUUAAAGGCUUCCCUUGUUGCUUAGAUUUAGUUCGGAGAUGUUGCGACUUCUAUAAAUUAGCAAGCUGUUCAGGGCACUUGGUAAAAGGAUGCCGUAGCAGUGGAAAAGACCUUUGAAGCACAAUGAAAGUGACGUGACAUACGACAUACUCAGAAUUCGUUCUCUGCGUUUAACCCAUCCAAAGUGCACACACACAGCAGUGAACACACACACACACACUGUGAACACACACCCGGAGCAGUGGGCAGGCAUUUAGGGGGCGCAAGGGCAAGGGCAAGGCACCGAACCUGGCCAGCCGGAGACUCAAACCCACAACCUUAGGGUUAGGAGUCAGACUCUCUAACCUCUAGGCCACGACUUCCAUGACAAUGUCUGUCUGUCUCGCUGUAAACUUUCCUAGACUUGUCGGGGAAAAAAAUGAACAAAAAUGUACUGCGUAGCUAAAUACUGUGGCCCUGCGGUGUUCUGUAAGAGAACGUGCACGAUAUAAAUCUCAGGGAACAAGCGAACAAUCGUGCAAUCGAAUCGAAUAGAAUUUUAUUAUUGACUAACUUUUAUUAUUGACUAACGCGAUCAUGACAUCUCAGAGUUUUCCCAAGUCUUGGUAGAGUUACAGUUACCACUGCUAUUGGAAAAGUUUAGCAUUUUCCAAUAGUAGCAUAGAUCCACAGCACUUUAUUCCCCUUGCACCACUAGCAUUUUUUAAAUGGACUAAAGAACAAUGAUAAUGUUGUUUAAUGCUGUAAUUUACAUCACAGCAGCUAUAAGCAGUCGUUCACUAACCAGUCUCAAGCAUCCCUGUCUAUUGAUUUUAAUAAGACAAAUAAAUCUAGCUAGUCAUGUUAGCAAGGGACAACGCAGCAAGAGGACCAGCUUUACCUCUGGAUGUUAGAACUCUCUGAUGCUGGAGACGCCUUCCAUAGUUGUUUAAAAAACUCCCUUACAAAAGGAAAAGUUGUUUUUAUACGAGCAUUAUAGCGUUAGUCAACUCACACAAAGUUAGUGGUGUUAGUGAACACUGAAGAUGCCAGCGCUUAUAGUGAUCAAAAAAGAAACAAUAAACUGCAAAGUAUCUCUAGCUAUCUGUCUGCAGGUCUCUAUUAAACACUAUUGAUUAAACAGAAUCUAACCCUGUAUAUAAAUGAGUCUGGGGAAGGCUUAUUGUACGCCUGAUACAUGGUGCACUUCAGGGUCUGCCGAGUCUCGUGUGUAAAUCAGACGAUACAAUAUAUUUGUAAACUUAAACUCUUUUAUGUUUGAAAUGCUGCUUCUUUACUCGUCACUUCAGGCAGUAUAGUUAUGCUAAUAAAUUUUACGCGUUUUAA